Messenger RNA from Iphiclides podalirius (scarce swallowtail), 1086 nucleotides. Lineage: Eukaryota; Metazoa; Arthropoda; Insecta; Lepidoptera; Papilionidae. The record is from the annotation of a GenBank genome assembly.
AUGAAAAAGAAUUCGAUAUGUUUAUUGCAAAUACGAAGGUUUGAAACGUUAACUAAAGAAGAUGUUCAAGUAAGUAAAAGUUACAAGAUACUUAAUUUACCACCUAACUCUAAACAAGAAAAGGUCCGAGAAGCUUUUCUUGAGUUAGCUAAAAAAUAUCACCCAGACUCAGGCCUACCCGAUGCCAGUAUUGAGAAAUUUGUGGCUGUAGAAAAUGCUUUUAGAUUGCUGACUAGACAUAACACAGGCAAAAGUGCUACUGAAGAAGUUGAAAAGACAAUAUUUGAUAUUAGGCAUACUGCACCACAACACAGACAAUAUCUGAGUUUUGAAGGUGUCGGCCAUGGCACUCCUUCACAAAGGCAGAAGCAGUGGGCACAAACACGUGCACAAAGGGCUGCUGAAAAUGUUAUGGAACACCGUGUCUCUAAAGCUGUGGCAUCAGACAAAACUCUGAUGAAAAAAGAUAAAUAUAGUAAGAAACAUGACAUUAAGACAAAAUACGGUUUUGAUAGACUAGUGGAGGAUUUAAUUCAAGAAUCAAUAUCGAAAGGGGAGUUUGAAAACUUGAGUGGCAAAGGCAAGCCUUUGAAAGAUCAGAGCUCUAAUCCAUAUGUUGAUUUUACAACUCACAAGUUAAAUGAGGUCUUGAUUAAUAAUGGUUUUACUCCUGAAUGGAUAACAAUGAGAAAAGAAAUUGACCAAGAUGUUGAACUAUUGAAAGAGGAAAUAAAGAGGGACAGAAUGAUUCUUGGACCAUUUCCUUUAAGCGAUGAGGACAAAGUGAAGUGGAAUAAGAUAUAUGAGAGCAAUAAAAACUUGGCAGAGUCCAUAAACAGUAAAAUAAAUAACUACAAUCUCAUUGUUCCAAUAAUAAACAAACAAAAAUUCCAUGUUGAGUUUGAUAAAAUAUGUGAAGAUAUUCUCAAAAAUGGUGUACAUUCUGUGAAGGGUACAGAUAGUAAGGAAAAAAAAGAUACUCUGAAUCUACCUGCCAGCGAAAGUGAUGACAUAAUUGGCAUUUUCUUUAGUGCCUUAGGAGAGCUAUUAACAUUUAGUAAAGGGAAGCAAAAGAAUGUGGAUAAU